This is a messenger RNA of Thalassophryne amazonica, 2536 nucleotides long. It is a transcript of the gene slc28a1, whose product is annotated as solute carrier family 28 member 1. The record is from RefSeq and is a predicted model, not a curated record. Gene Ontology annotation, biological process: nucleoside transmembrane transport. NCBI's taxonomy places the organism in Eukaryota, Metazoa, Chordata, Actinopteri, Batrachoidiformes, Batrachoididae. The transcript is spliced from 18 exons. Bases 99 to 2063 code for a protein of 654 amino acids. Gene Ontology annotation, cellular component: membrane. Gene Ontology annotation, molecular function: nucleoside:sodium symporter activity.
GUUCGUUAGUGAUAAGAUGUUUCAAAGAGGGCAGAGGAUAAUUUCCAGCGACACAUUUUCACCGUUGCAUUUAGUACCCGAGGUUUGGACGACACACAAUGUCGGGAACCUACAGCACCCGGCUCUCAAGUUUCACCCGCAACAAGAAAAAAGGUGUUGACAAUCCUGCUUUUGAAAUACAGGAAGACAAUGGUGAUGGUGAUGGCAGCAACAGAAAGGAGACGAAUAAAACGAAACUAAAAUCAUAUUUAAGCCAAGUUUCCAAACCGAUUAAUGUCACAGAGAAUUACAUCAAAGCUCAUGCAAAACCCAUCAAAUACAUCGUGCUGGGUAUCCUCGGAGCAGGAUAUGUGGCGUACUUCAUUGCAGCCUGUGUGCUGGAUUUCCAAAGGGCCAUCGCUCUUGUGGUUCUUACCAGCUUGGUUGUUGCCUCAAAAUUGUAUGAGCUGGUGAAGGAGUACAAGGGAGAAAGCAUUAAACAGUGUUUCAAACCUGUUGGAAAAUGCUUUGAAUCAAACCGUACAUGGAUGAAAUGGGUUUUCAUCGUUGUGGUUUUGGUCCUCUUUGUCACAUGGAUUAUUGUGGAUACAAGCAAACGUCCUGAGCAGCUCAUCUCAUUUGGAGGCGUGUGCAUGUUCAUCAUCUUUCUUUUCCUCUUCUCAGCACACAGAACAGCUGUGUCAUGGAGGCCUGUCUUUUGGGGUUUCGGGAUACAGUUCUGUGUUGGCCUUUUUGUUCUAAGAACAGAACCUGGAUUUAUAGCCUUCGAUUGGCUUGGGAAACAAGUGCAGAUAUUCCUCGACUAUACCAAAGCUGGGUCACAGUUUGUUUUUGGGGACUUGAGUGCAAGCAUAUUUGCAUUUGAAGUUUUGCCUAUUGUUAUCUUCUUCAGUAGUGUGAUGUCAGUGCUUUACUUUUUGGGGCUAAUGCAGUUUCUCAUUCUGAAGAUCUCCUGGCUAAUGCAGAUAACAUUGGGAACAUCUUCCACAGAGACCUUGAGUGUUGCAGGCAAUAUAUUUAUUGGGCAGACUGAAGCUCCUUUGCUGAUCCGCCCCUAUCUGAAAGACAUGACCAAAUCUGAGAUCCAUGCUGUCAUGACUGGUGGAUUUGCAACAAUUGCGGGGAGUGUCAUGGGGGCCUUCAUCUCAUUUGGGAUUGAUGCAUCUUCCUUGAUAUCAGCCUCUGUGAUGGCUGCUCCUUGUGCUUUGGCCAUCUCCAAACUGUCCUACCCGGAGACAGAGGAGAGUGUCUUCAAGUCAGGCAAGAAUAUUAAAGUUGCUUGUGGCGAUGAACGUAACAUUUUGGAGGCUGCCAGCAGUGGCGCAUCAGUUGCAGUCGGACUUGCUGCUAACAUUGCUGCAAACCUGAUUGCUUUUCUUGCCAUCCUCGAGUUCAUAAAUAGCGCUUUGGGUUGGCUCGGAGGUAUGGUGGGGUAUCCUUCAAUCACAUUCCAGCUGAUAUGCUCUUAUGUGUUCAUGCCUGUGGCUUUCAUGAUGGGGAUACCAUAUGACGAGUCUUUCACUGUGGCCGAGCUCAUUGGCAUCAAGAUGUUCCUCAAUGAGUUUGUAGCUUAUGAGAAAUUAUCUCAGUUGAAGCAAAACAGACUCAGUGGGCUUGAUCAAGUUAUUGGAGAUGAAAGGCAGUGGAUCUCUGUACGAUCAGAAACAAUCAGCACUUUUGCUCUUUGUGGCUUUGCUAACUUCAGUUCAUUGGGUAUCGUCAUUGGAGGCCUCUCCUCCAUAUGUCCUGAAAGAAAACGUGAUGUGGCGUCCUUAGUAUUCAGAGCUAUGAUUACUGGGACCUGUGUGUCUCUUGUCAAUGCUUGCAUUGCGGGAAUUCUCUUUGUUCCUCUACUUGAUUGUGUGAAGGUGUUCAGGGCCACAUCUGCUUUCAACAUGACAGAUGCCAGUAUUAAUUCCUGCUGCAAAGACCUCUUUAAAUGGACCGUAAAGAACAGAACCGUCUCAUUCGCAGGACCAUGGAGCUCAGUGGCAAAUGUCACUGUGUUUUUUUCUAAAUGUUGUCAAUGCUGUGGUUUUUCUGGUGUGGAAGUGUGUAGUUAGUGCAACCCUUAGAACCUUUGGGGAAAAAUGUAAAUGCACAAUGUACCCAUAUACCCUGGAAAACACAACCUAAUUAAAUUUUCUUCAAUUCAUAAUAAUGGAUUAUAUUUGCACAAAUUAAGUUAACCAGUUGGCAUCAAUGCUACUUUGGAUUGAAGUAACUUAUUUGAACGUUAUACCAAUUGACACACUUUAUUAAGUUGGUACACUCUCCUUUUUUAUUAAUAAUUUUUUGGGUUUUGUAUUAUGUUGUAAAUUAAAAUCUAAUUUACAAGUCUUUUGCUUUUAUUCAAAGCCAAGUGUCAUGCCCGGCCCUGGUCUAGGCUUCAAUCCUUAUUUUGCCUCUCCUUUUGGCUCACCUCCUGCCCCAGCUUUAAUGUAUCAGUUGCUUGUUUACAUCAUGUGUUUAUUCUUUGUUCUAGUUUUACUUUGUUACUUUUCAUACUUGAGCCAUUGUCCAGUUCCAUUCUAGU